UACAUUAUAUUUUAUAUAUUUUUUACCUUUUAUACUUGUGACACCAGAGAUCUUUUAUAUUUAGAUAACAAUCUCCGACGCUCUAUCAUAGGAGAGAGCGUAACGACAGUAUGACACUGUUUGCUGAUAUCACAUAAAUGACUGGGGAGAGCCGUAAACUGAUAACUGUCGCAAAAUUGCCAGUGUGCCUUCUCUUAUAAGACGGAAAUUUUAUCGUAGACACCACGCAUAGUUAAUUACAAAACUAUUGUUUAGUGUAAAAUAUGUUGAAGAUUAGCGGACAGGUUCAUUAUGUGAGCUGUUUCCUCACAACUGCGGUUUAUUCAACACACUGAAGCAUCUCCUCCAUAGACAUCCAUAUAUAUAAAAACGGACUAUUGUCUCCUCGCCAGUGUCCUGCCCAUAGAACUGUGUUGCUUGGUAACCUUGUAGGUUGAUUUUGGUAGAAGGGCUCUGCUCUGGUGACACCCCCAUCGAAAUGUAAAUAAGCAUGCCUGGUAUGGGAAGAUAGCACUGAAUAACUGACUUCAUCCUCACACAUCUCAUAAUAUAACCAUACAGGUAUUGGAAACACAAAUGUUUAAAUACGUAUCUCCGAUAUAUCGAAAAUAUAGUAAAAUGCAUAUAAAAUAUGUUCGAGUCUUUUUCCAGUGAAGAGUGACGUCACGUUCAGGUACGCUCUCGUUUGCGGCUUUUACACUCGACAUGAACUUCAGCAAAAAUGUCCUGCAAAACGCCUAAAAAGGAGCAACUGACAGAUGAAGAGAUAAGUGAACUAUUUAAUAAUUCGGAAGAAAUUAUCAGUGACUCGAGCAGCAGUGAUGGCGAGGAGCUUCCCCCCAACCUCGAGCUUCUCUAGAGUCUUGAGGAUGAAGCUGCUGACUUCACUGAUGGAGGGAAAGAGACAAAGAUUUCAGAUGAAGCAGAGGAGGUGAGCUAUUCCAGCUGGAGAACUACCUGCAAUUUCACUCCUCCUGGACCUGGGGUUGUUUUUGAUAACACAAAUUCUGGGGUGCAAAACCCACCGGCAGCUCCAGAUGAGGUCCAGUGUAUUAAAAUGUUCAUAACGGAGGAGCUUGUUGAGGAACUGGUGCAAGAAACAAACCGACAUGCGUUGCAGCUUCAGGAUGAGAAAUGUACUGCUUCAAAGGGAAAGCUGGCAAAAUGGAUGCCAACUGAUAUAAAUGAGAUGUACACAUUCCUGGUGACAGUUCUAUUGAUGGGAAUUAUCAAGAAAUCGUCCCUACGUGACUACUGGAGUACAGACCCCAUGAUUCAGACCCCUUUUUUUGGGACUUUGUUCUCUCAGGACCGCUUCCUCUCGCUCCUGCGCUGCCUAAACUUUGCCAACAGUGCGAAGGCUGAUGUCGAUGACCCCCUGUUUGAAAUAAGAAGAGUAUUUACUGAAAUCACUUCCUCCUUUCAGUGUUUUUGUGCCAUACAGGGAUCUCUGUGUGGACCAAUCUAUGAUGAAUUGGAAAGGUAGACUGGCAUUGGGUCAACCCUUUCCAGCAAAAAACAAUAGGUUUGGGGUGAAGUUUUUUGUUCUCCGCGAUGUGCUCACUGGUUAUGUGCUGGGUAUGAUUAUUUAUACAAGAUCCACCACUGACAUCCACCACCACGCCAGGCUUGGGAUCUCUGGGUCUGUUGUCAUGACCUUACUGGCCCCUUAUGUGUCAAAGGGCCAUAUUCUUUAAGUGGACAGUUGGCACAGCAGUCCCACGCUGUUUCAACUCCUCCAUUCUCAUGGCACAGGGGCCUGUGGAACUGUGUAGGCUAACAGGAGGGGGAUGCCAGCUUUCACCAACAACAACAUGACCAAGGGCCAAGUGGAAUACCAAGAGAAUGGAACACAGUUGGCGGUAAAAUGGUGCGACAAAAGAGAUGUUCACGUCCUGACCACUGUCCAUGCAUCUGUCAUGGCAGUUUCACAGAAGGUUGAUUACACCACCGGGCAGAAAAAGAAGAAGCCACUCUGCAUCCUAGAAUACGAUAAAAAAAUGGGGGCCAUGGACAAAGCAGACAUGAUGAAAUGUUUUAUAAAGUGUGCCAGGAAGACCACCAAGUGGUAUAAGAAGAUCUUCUUCUACAUGCUUGAAACUGCCAUAUUCAACAGUUUCAUUGUCCACCACCAACUUUCUGGCAAAGUCAUGACUCCUCUAGAGUUCCGGAUGAACCUGAUGAGAGCGCUGCUGGAGGAGAACAGUACACCUCGGAUUCCACCCAGGGGGGUACGUCCUGCCUUGGACAGUCCCUUGCGUCUGACAGCCAGGCACUUCCUCUCUGACAUCCCUCAGACUGAAUUACAGGGCAGGAGAACCAGACGUGCCUGCAAGGUCUGCAUUUCCGGCAAGCGCAGGACAAAGAAGAGGCGUAGCACUAGAUAUAUGUGUGUGGCAUGCAACAUUGCCUUGUGUGCUACUCCUUGUUUUGAAGAGUACCACACACUGAAAAAUUAUUGAGAACGACUGUCAAAUAAAAUGAUGCAUUCUUUGAUAUCACAAGCAACAACUCCUCACACCAGGACGACUGUUCAUGAAUGCAUCUUUGAGCAAUUAAGGUGUUUUGAAGGGCUCCCUAAUAUCAACUCACUAAUGUUAAACUGCUGUAAAGAUCACAAAACGGGUUAUACAUUUAUGGAUUACUUAUUUCUGAUCCUUGAACACAACACAUGUGAAGUUCCAAAAUUCACUCAAAAAUUUACAGAAGUAAAUUUACAGAAGUAAAUUUUUAUAUGCUACCUUACAUUUAACACACAUUAGCAGUAUUAUGUCUGGCUUCAUGUUUUGUUACGGCAACUAACUGCAUUAGAAUGUUUUAAGUUAUUAUUUUUACUAGUAUAUAUGUUUAUACAGUAUGCUAUUCUGUUGAAAGGCUACAGCUCUGGAUACUCUCCUAUUAAUUAGUGAAGAAUAUAUAGUAAGCAGAGCAGCUUUGCAGGGAGAUUUACCAUUGCAUAUACUGACUAAGAUUCAUUUGUUUUAUGUCCAUGCAUGCUUUCCACUGUACAAUGGACAAAGACAAUUGAAUGAUUAAAAUGAAAAAACGUUCUAAAUUGAAAGUUGUGACAUCACUACGGAUUCUGAAUGUUGUCAUCACAUGUGCUUUUAUUUGGAGAUUGACAGUCGACAAGCAUUUACUGAAUUAAGAUGUUCAAGAAUGUGUCUAUUAUUGAUUUGCAUAAAAAUCACAUGACCAAGCUGAAUUUAUUAAGGGAGGAAAAGUGAAUUGCACACUUAUUUUUAAUUUCCUUUGUUCCCAAACAAAUAUUGUCCUUUAAGUAAAUCUUUUUUUUAACUCAUGAUUGCUGGAAACAGUAGAGAGAGACUAAAAGCAAGUAAUACAUACACAUCUUUGUUAAACAUUACUGUACAUUUUUCCAUAAUAGAGGUACAUUGAAAUGGGAAUAGUAGAUCCACAAAGAACACAGUAGUCAGUGCC
This is a messenger RNA of Myxocyprinus asiaticus (Chinese sucker), 3441 nucleotides long. Its product is annotated as piggyBac transposable element-derived protein 4-like. The record is from RefSeq and is a predicted model, not a curated record. Lineage: Eukaryota; Metazoa; Chordata; Actinopteri; Cypriniformes; Catostomidae. The transcript has 2 exons. Bases 1791 to 2462 code for a protein of 223 amino acids.